AACCCCCCAAAAACUUUUUUUUUUGAAAAAUUUGAAAAAACGUGCGCUCUCUGGUGGCCGACACCCUCAUCAUUUCUAACCUCAGAAUCCUCUAAAUCCAUAAAGACUGAAAAUGUCUACAUAAACAGCUAUCGAACAAACAGUCUUAUCGCGAUAUCGCCCCCUACUCCAUUCAUUUCAUUCCAAAUCCGAUUUUAGCUCUUUAAAAAAAUGGGCCGAAAAGUGACUGUGGCCAGCUCCACCCUCAACCAAUGGGCCUUAGAUUUCGACGGAAAUCGCGAACGAAUCCUCGAAUCCAUUCUCGAGGCCAAAGACCUGGGGGCCACCUUCCGCACAGGCCCCGAAUUGGAAAUUUGCGGCUACAGCUGCGAGGAUCAUUUCUACGAAAGCGAUACGUUUUUGCACUGCUGGGAAGUCCUCCUUGAACUGCUAACAGCCCCCUUAUGCAAAGACAUGAUAAUCGAUGUCGGUAUGCCCGUCAUGCACAAAAACGUGGCUUACAAUUGUCGCGUUGUUUUUCUCAACCAAAAAAUACUCUUAAUUCGUCCGAAACUAAAAAUGUGUGAUGAUGGGAAUUACAGGGAGUCGCGGUGGUUCGCCCCGUGGAAAAAAAUCCGACAAACGGAGGAUUAUUUCCUCCCUAGGAUGAUUUCAAAAUUUACAGGGCAAAGCACUGUGCCGAUUGGUGACGCGGUGAUUGCGACGCGUGACACUUGUCUCGGGUUUGAAAUUUGCGAGGAGUUGUGGAACCCGGCCAGUAGUCACAUUAAUAUGGCUCUGGACGGGGUUGAAAUAAUUUCAAAUAGUUCAGGGAGUUACACUGAGCUUCGCAAAGCUUUUGUGUCGGUUGAUUUGGUCAAAAGCGCAACUUUUAAAGCCGGCGGUUGUUACAUUUUUAGUAAUUUGCGCGGUUGCGAUGGGCAAAGAGUUUAUUUCGGGGGCUGUUCGUGCGUAGCCCUCAACGGAAAUAUCAUAAGUCGGGCCAAACAAUUCGCACUGCAAGAUGUUGAAGUCACUGUUGCGACUCUUGAUUUGGAAGAUAUAAGAUCGUACCGGAACCAAAUCCGGUCUUUGGCUCACUUGGCCGCUGAGAGUCCGUCGUACCCUCGAGUGGUAGUUGAUUUCUCCUUGUCGCAAGAACAGGACGCAACUCUUCCGAUUGCUAGCCCCAUUGAAUGGGUGUACUUGCGACCGGAAGAGGAGAUAGCGCAAGGACCAGCUUGUUGGUUGUGGGAUUAUUUGAGAAGGUCGGGACAAGGGGGCUUUUUCUUGCCUUUGAGUGGCGGCGUGGACUCGUCGAGUGUCGCCCUCAUUGUUUUCUCAAUGUGCAAAAUGCUAGUAGAGGCAGUACAGCGCGGAGACAAUCGUGUCUUAUCCGAUUUGCGUCGCGUCCUGGGGGACCCUGAAUACACCCCUCGCACCCCUUCAGAGCUAUGCAAUCGCAUCCUCGUCACUUGUUACAUGGGCACUGAGAACUCCUCCAAAGAGACAAAACAACGCGCUGCAACUUUAGCCGCCUCAAUCGGCAGUUACCACAUGCACAUAAUGAUAGAUAAGGCCAUAACGGCUAUUAUCGAGAUUUUCAGUGGGGUUACAGGCCUAUUCCCGAAAUUCGCCUCUCGUGGGGGCUGCCCUCGGCAAAACCUCGCCCUCCAAAACAUCCAAGCGCGCCUCCGCAUGGUCCUGUCUUACCUGUUUGCGCAACUGAUGUUGUGGGCCCGCAAUCGGCCUGGGGGGCUCCUGGUGCUAGGCUCCGCGAACGUGGAUGAGGCGCUAAGGGGCUACAUGACGAAAUAUGACUGCUCGAGCGCUGAUAUUAACCCGAUUGGUGGCAUAUCUAAGACUGACUUAAGGCGGUUUUUGAAUUAUGCCAAAUCAAAAUUUGAGAUUCCUGUCAUUGGGGAGAUUGUGGAUGCGCCCCCGACGGCCGAAUUGGAGCCCCUGCAGGACGGGAAGUUGGCCCAAACCGACGAGGAGGACAUGGGGAUGACGUACGCCGAACUGAGCCAGUUCGGCCGAUUGCGCAAAAUUGAAAAGUGUGGCCCUUUUUCCAUGUAUUGCAAAUUAGUCAACACGUGGGGUGGGAAUUGUACCCCGCGUGAAGUGGCCGAGAAAGUCAAGCAUUUUUUCAGAUGCUAUGCAAUUAAUAGGCACAAAAUGACGGUGUUAACACCGGCUUAUCACGCGGAACAGUACAGUCCCGAUGAUAAUAGGUUUGAUCAUAGGCCGUUUUUGUAUCGGGCGAAUUGGUCGUGGCAGUUUCGGGCUAUUGACAAACAAUUGGAAUAUCAAGGUACGUCCAAAAGGUCGAUAACGAAUGUGGGACAACAGGCGAACAAGAAGGUGGACAAUACGGCAAGGAUUAGAACCGGAAUUGCCGUUUGAAAUAAUGUUAAGAAAAAAAAUUAUUAUUCCGCUUGUUCCUUAAUUGUGAUUUUUGUCUUAUUUUUAAUAAAAGCAAGUUUUUACUUA
Messenger RNA from Tribolium castaneum (red flour beetle), 2472 nucleotides. It is a transcript of the gene Nadsyn, whose product is annotated as NAD synthetase. Gene Ontology annotation, biological process: NAD+ biosynthetic process. Gene Ontology annotation, molecular function: NAD+ synthase (glutamine-hydrolyzing) activity; ATP binding; glutaminase activity. The record is from RefSeq and is a predicted model, not a curated record. Gene Ontology annotation, cellular component: cytoplasm. The coding region runs from base 211 to 2385 and encodes 724 amino acids. NCBI's taxonomy places the organism in Eukaryota, Metazoa, Arthropoda, Insecta, Coleoptera, Tenebrionidae. The transcript is spliced from 5 exons.